Molecule: messenger RNA, 3531 nt
Organism: Cryptococcus wingfieldii CBS 7118
Lineage: Eukaryota; Fungi; Basidiomycota; Tremellomycetes; Tremellales; Cryptococcaceae
Exons: 3
Coding region: 1-3531 (1176 amino acids)
Source: RefSeq, a predicted model, not a curated record
AUGGGGGACCGCUUCUACUCGCCCCUCUCGCCGCUCUCCCAGCUCCCCGACGACGGCGACCAACCCCCGCCCCUCUCCCUCCCCGCCCUCCACCUCGCCGACUUCGACUUCGACACCGCCUUCCACCCCGACAACACCUCCCUCGCCCCCUCUUCCGCCCGCGAACAGCCCAAAGCUCGGCCGCUGGCACACGCCCUCACCAUCCAUGUCCCCGCUCCCCUCACCCCGUCCCCGUCCCCGUCCCCGUCCCCAUGGGACCGCGACGAGCCCUCUAUAGCCUCGCCGCCCAUAUUCAGACACUCGCCCAGCGUAGCACGCCGUCGGACGGUGAUCCAGCACAGCAGUGUCACGUACGAAGGCAACGUUGUGGAUUUGGCAGAAACACCCCCCCGCCAGGGCACACCCGAGCAUGGACCCGUGGCUGAGGACGCUCAGGUCAGGCCCGCGUCUGUGGAACACGGGUCUAUCAUCAUGCCCCAGCCGCAAUUUGUAGGCACUAAAACGCAGCCUGCAAGUCCACGCAGACUAGAGAAGAAACCCGCCACGCAUGACCUGAAGCAGUCCCCAAGCUCUCAAUCUGUCAGACGUUCUCUGCCCCGCCCCCCGAAAAUGGACACACCGCCUAUACAGCAGCCAGUAUUCGCAGAGAAGGCAGUGCGCCAGCAGCCUGCCAGCGUCCCCGUCCCCGCCCCCACUCCUACCUCGACUUGGCCGCCCCUCAAUAUCGAGCGCCAGACAGUUUCGCCUGUCCCUGUCGAACCUGCUCAGAUGCGCCCAGCAUACUAUGCCAAAAAACACCAGUCGAAUGGCUCCGUGUCUAGCAUACCCGUCGUUGCUGGUCUAGCCGAUGCCGGGCCUUACUUUGCUGCUACUUCCAGCGCCCCUUCUCGACAGCCUACCGCCCGUGAAAGCCCAGCACCAGUGGCUACCAAGGCGAUAGGCCUCGGUCGACCUGGUGUACCGGCAGGGGCGCCCGGUCCGAGUCGGGUCAAGCAGGAAGAGGUAUGUCUGGAAUGCAUGAUGCGGGAUAGGGAUCUGGCAGAUGUGGACGUGCAAGGCGAAGGUGUCUGGGGACGUGCGAGUGACGUAGAUCUCACAGACCUGAUUUGGCGGGAAGAGGCCUUGCUCAAGUCGAUGGGUGACUUGAACUCUGCAGACCUUCAUGCCAAGUCGGACGACGCGACCUCGGAAGAGUCCCGCGCUGAAGAAGAUCCCGAGGCGAGACAACAGGGGGAGCAGGAAAGGGCGGCGAGGCAUGCUGCGAUCCAGGCGAAAAAGCAAGAGGCAGACUGGAGAAUCAGCAGAGAGAUCGGAUGGAGAGGUUUCAAGUGGGAAGAGGGCAGAGAGGGUGAGGGUUUGCCUAGAAACUUUAGAGGUGGUAAGGGUGGUGAUUUGACGAUAGAGGGUAUCAAAAUGGUCAUGACCAAGUUUCCUUCGGCCUCUGCAUUCCGAUACCAAAAGUUGCAAGACUAUCUUCGCAAUCAAUGGGCAUUGGUUCUCGAAACACGAGCUGAAGCCCAACGUGUCGGGCAUUUUGCCUUUCCCGACGACCUUUCGCCUGGCUCUUCGACAUCUAGCCAUGAAGUGCGAGCUCCCAAUAUGGCUCUGCCCAGCGCUGUCGCCUACGCCAGUGCCAGGGGAGCUAGCGGAAGUUCUCCGAGACAUGCCACGGGCGGUAUGCGUCCCAGUCCUUCCUCUCCCGCCGGUUUCAGCCUUUCGUCUACUGCUGCCCAAGCGCCUCUCAGACAAGCUCCUCUCCAGCGUCCUUUGACACAUUAUCUACCCGAGCGGGAGCUGAUGACUAUGAGGCAACCAGUCACCCCAACCAAUCGAGUCGACGCAUUCUCCCACAGCAACAGCAUGCUUACGCCUCAGAGUCGGCAUUUCAGGAAUAGCCCGAGUCAAGAGCCAGAUACCGAAGAAUUGUGGUCGCCUGAUGAUGAGCCGACGCAAAACUUGAGGCCAUUCUCGUUUGCGGUGCGGGCUGGGGCCGUGGCGCGGGAUGGAAGUGAAGGUGGACAUGGAGCCGGAGCAAGGAAGAGUCUGUUUGGAAGAUGGGGUGGCAGUGUAACGAGCUUCUUUGGAGGAAGCCAGAACGGAAGUGGAAGCAUGAUGGAUAUGCACGUCGGGCUGGAGAGCGACAAGCGCAACAAAGCCACCUCAGGAGCCUACCCUCGAGCAGUCUCCCUUGCAUCCCCAACUCGUCCUUCCUUCUUUUCCAACUCUUCGUCUGUUCAAUCACAUGACCCCCCGCCUCAGCGCAUUUCGCGUGCCAUCAGUCAUUCGCUGUUGUCCCGAGUGCAAAUCGGUGAACAAGAGGAAGGUGGGGCUACAAAGAAGAAGGGUAUCAAGGGAUUCUUGAAAAAGAUGACUGGCGGGAAAAAGAAGGAUGGGCGAUCGAGAGCAAACUCUAUAGCUCAGCCUUCCGUGCCGUCAAUGCCCGUGGCUCAACCUGAAACGCCCCUUGCACCACCACCCCCUAUAUCGGUGCUCGUUGGCGGCAGGGAUCCAUCCCAUGCCCGUCAAGGUAGCGGCUCUUCAUCAUCCAUGUUUACCGAUGGUCAAGAGUCUGGUAGCAACCGUCUUUCUGGCUCAAUUCUCUACAACCGAAGUGUUUCCGCACCUCUCAACAACGCAUCUUCUUCGGACGUCAGUGUAGGCCAGUCGGGCAGCCCCGCCAGCUCUCGCUUCAUGACGACUGGCCAGACCAAGCCUGAGUCUUACAGCUCUACCGGUGGAAAGAGGAGAAGCACGGUUGGUGAGAUGGGCGAAGAGAGGAGGAGUGUGAUGGAAAUGUUUACCCAUGCAAAGGAGGAUGGUGGUGCUUAUGACGAGAUACCCGCCUCUCUUCGUCCUGGACGGCCCAACAAUAAAACCAACACUUCCCUCUCGGCGUCGAGUGGGACAAUGUUGGAGACUCCACCUGCUCUGAACUAUGGCUCUGGCUCGUUCUUCUCGCAACAGCAGACUCCUGGCAAACUCACAAUCAACACCGAUAUGCCAAAGCACACUCCAUCCAAUUCUAUUGGUUCCUUGUCUCCCAACAGAUACAAGAAUCUUCCUCCCAUCCCUCCUGGCGACCUCGGAUCAAAUUAUCCAAACCAGAGCACUGGGUCGAGGGGCGUGGUCGGGUCUCCAGACUCAAUCAUUGCUGCUUUCCCUGAUCAAGAGUUUGCAGAGUAUGGUGGUCGGGUGCCUACAAGACAACCUACUGGGCCGGGAUCGCCCUUCUACAACAGUGGCUAUCCCCAGCCCCGACAUCACCAGCAAAUGUCUCAACAGCGUCUCCAACCCACGAGCGCUUAUGCCCCGGGGUAUGGUUACGGUGGGCGAGCUUCCCUUGACCAGAGGGCAUCAUCACCGAGGGUGGAAAGGGGCGGGCAGAGGGCUGUGCAGACCAUGUAUGGGAUGCCGGCGGGGGACGAGUAUGGGGCACCUUCUGGUGGCUUCGGGCCUGUAGAGGGUGAUAAGAAGAAGAAGGGGUUGAAGGGGUUUUUCGGGGGAGGCAAAGCUGGGAGGAGGUUCGCUUGA